Theileria parva strain Muguga is the source of this 2049-nucleotide messenger RNA. RefSeq lists its product as uncharacterized. The record is from RefSeq and is a predicted model, not a curated record. NCBI's taxonomy places the organism in Eukaryota, Apicomplexa, Aconoidasida, Piroplasmida, Theileriidae. The coding region runs from base 1 to 2049 and encodes 682 amino acids. The transcript has a single exon.
AUGGUACUAGGUAGUAGUCAGAUACUUGCCCACUAUGAGACCCUAAUACCCGCCUCAGCCCACGCACUCAAAAAGGAAGCAUCAAAUCUAUCCCAAAAGGCCGGAGAACUAUCCACUAAGGCCCUAGCACUCAAAAAUGGAGUCGAAGCUAAUAAUGCUGAAGCCGCUAAGGUUCUGAAGGCCAAGGCUGGCAAAGAACAAGAGGAAGGCAAGUUGAGGAAACUGGCAGAAACUCUUCACACCGCGGCCCAUGCCCUACACAAUGCAGUAGGUGGUAAAGAUAGUAGUAAGGCCAGCGGUCUGGCCGCUGCAGUAGGCGCCGAUGAAACCAGUGAUACUGGUAAACUCCGAUCCAACCUAAAGACACUCGCCGAAGCUACUGGUACUGGUACUGGUCUAACUGGUUCGGCCCAGGCUGUCACGGACCAAUACACCCAAGUAGAAAGUAAAUUCAGCGAUGUCCAGACUCAAAAUACUUCACAAAAAUACGACAGUUACCAAUCUAAGUACAAAGCCGUAGUGGAUGCCUGGGAAGCCUUCAAUGCAGUAUAUAAGGCUGAAGAUAAUCUCUACAACGCCCUCAACAGUGGUAGUGUUGCCAGCAAUCUACAACAAUCACUGUCCGAACUCAGUAGUGCCAAUGCUGGAGAUUUCCUAGAUGUAUGCUCUCAGGCCUCUGAUGCACUCAAAAAGUACAACGCCCUAACGGAGGCCAUCGAAAAACCCUAUGACAAGUUAGAGGCUGUCAAGAAGUUCGAAACCGCGUACAAAAGCACAACAGGCAAUAUCAAAACCAAUUACGAAUCCAUUGUCAAUAACCUCACAGAUCUCAAGAAUGGGUUCACUGACGCACUUCGUAUCAAUAAGUUUUGGAUAAUAGUUUGGCCAUCAGUCAUAGCCCAGUGGCUUAAUUUCUUAACAUACUUGAUACUUCUUAUUGUCUAUGUUCCUGGAGACAGUGGUCAUCUAACAAUGUUCUACUGGGUGAUUGCUAUAUCUGGAUUUGUGUUUGGUUUCUGCAACGUCACUGUGUUUGCUAUUGAUGUUAAUUAUUUGCCCAUCUACAUAGCUGGAGAAAAUUGUUUUCCAGCUACCACUUCUCUGAUCCACUACCUAAGUAGUCUGAUGUUUGGUAACAGAAGGAAGUGGAACAGUGACUUUCUGAUGGUCUACAUAGACCUAGUGGUAGCCAUCCUGAUAUCCUUUGCAGCUGCUGCCAUGUGGACCUUAGCCUAUCUGUCAAGUCACGCAAAGAAACAAGAUAAAUCUACUCCUGAUUUUUUUUGGCACAUUAAUCCUCCAGGUGGCUACCAAGGCGAAAUUGUUGAUCCUAAAACCUUUAUGCCAUUCCUCAUGGUCCUUGUCGGAAUGGGACUGGUCUACUGCAUAUAUCCAGCCAUAGCUCCGGGAAUGAUUGUUCCAUUUUACCUCGUGGAUAAGAUUGAGAUGGUUCUGUUGAUAGCUACCAUAUUUCCACCUCUCAUUGUAGCCAUAGUUACCAAAUACAAGUUUGGCUGGUCACCUAAGGCAGCAUGGACAGACAACUCUAAAGAUUUUUUUCCUGGUUCUCCAUGUAACUAUAUGUGGCAUUUCUUUGACCUAGUGAUUCCUACCAUGAUCAUUUUAGCCUAUUUAUUUAUUUACUCACUGCAUUACAGAGACUCAUCAGUUGCCAGAUCAAUCAUCAAUCAACCCAAAAUGUCUACAUGUCUAACCAUUCUAUUCUAUAUGUGUCAUGAGAUCUCAUUGGCUGUAGGAUUUCCAGGUAUCUUUGGUGGUAAUGGAGGUGGUAGCAUAUUGGCCCUUACGGCUCAGCUGAUAGGUGCAUUUCUGAUGUGUCUGUUAGCUCCAUAUUCUGAAGGUUACAUUAUUGAGUAUAAGAGACAUGAUCCUAGCAAUUGGCCUACAGCAGGAAUGACUAGGUGGAAUGCCCUUAGGUACUGGACCAAAAUGGCCUCCAAGAACUGCAAUAAGAACCUAGCAGCAUUGUUCACCAAGGACCUGAGAAGAGACCUGCUACUCUGCAUAGAAAGAAAUGAGCUAAUCUAA